This is a messenger RNA of Temnothorax curvispinosus, 2034 nucleotides long. RefSeq lists its product as uncharacterized. The record is from RefSeq and is a predicted model, not a curated record. NCBI's taxonomy places the organism in Eukaryota, Metazoa, Arthropoda, Insecta, Hymenoptera, Formicidae. The coding region runs from base 156 to 1883 and encodes 575 amino acids. The transcript is spliced from 4 exons.
UCGGAGCUUCGAGCUUCCACUACGUGAAGUCUCUAAGAUCAAUUCAGAGUUAGCCCAAGUUAGUUUGUUAUACUGACAGCAAUAAUUAUGAUUUAAUUAUGUUGUCAUAGAAAGAGAGAAAUAGUUACGUUACAAGAACGUGAUAUUUGUUUGACAUGUCGAUUGAUCAUAGUGGCAAAGGUUAUACUCCUCUUCCACAAAGUAUAAGCAAUACCGAUACCGAGGAUGAGGAGGAACGUUUAACCCGACCUAACGAUAUUGUUUACAAGGUCGACAAUACUACGAUAGCGGAAUUACAUUCAAAUCAUGAAAAUGGCGCAUUUUGUCCACUGGACGAAACACAUAAUCUGGAGAAUAACACAAGAAAUAGACAAAACACAAUCAAAUAUUAUCAAGACAAUGUUCCAAUAAUGGUAAUUGAAGGAAACAAGCAAAAUGAUUUUUGGAAAAGAAAAGAUAUAUCACCAAUUAGGCGUUUCGGUUUAUUUGUGUCGAUAUUAUUAUGCAUUAUUACAAUAGUUAUUUUUUUGUAUGUAUUACCUUGUGACAGUUCAAUGGUUUGUUCGUCAAUUAUUGAAUCACAUUCGCCUAUAUCAUGGGAUAAAACUUUGCAAGAUGUAGAAAUAUAUGGGCCUAUUACUGUAGUACCUGGAUCUCCGUAUAAUUUAAUAUUUCUUCUUCAUGGUGAACAAUAUAGAAAAAAUGAUAUAAGAGAUAAAAUCAUUCAUCAAAGACAGAUACCUCCAGAAGGAGGAGGUGUUAUAUCAAUGCAAGGAAAUAAUGGAUUACCAUUAUGGCUGGUUCCAUUAAAACGAUUACCUACUAUUAUAGAUUGUACUAGUAUUGAUAUUGAUCAAUCUGGAAAACCGGAUUGCAUUGUCGCUGGUGAACAAGGUCUACUCAUUAGCAUAGAACCAAUUGCUGGAACAAUUCAUUGGAGUUCCACGAUUAACACAUUCUCUAAAUUACCAGUUAUUAUACCAGAUAUUGAUGCGGAUAAUAUUGAAGAUUUAUUAAGUGUAGCAAUAGACAAUGCAAAUGUAUCAUCCUUGGUUUUUUUAUCUGGCAAAACUGGUCAAUUAUUGGAACGUUAUUCAAUUAAUAAUUGCAUUUCUAUUGAUAUAUAUAAUCUUGUUUCUAAUGGCAAUAUAUCCUAUAAUUGUUAUGAUAACAAUGCAAAACAUGUGACAAGAUUCAUAUCUUUGAAAGGAUUAUUUCAUAAGUUAAAUAUAACACAAAUACAUAAGAAAUUUUCCUCAAAAUCAGCAGCAUUGCCACGAUUAUUUGAAAUAAUAAAAUCAUAUGACGAUGAAUAUAGUUGGAGGCCUACUCCUUAUCACCAUCUGACUGUAGAAAAUGAAGGAGUAUGUCCAGGACAAUUUUGCCGUACCAAUAUAAAUCUAACUUUACAGAGAUUAACAAACAAACCAAUAACUAUAUGGGAUUAUGUGAGUUCGAAUACAUUUGCGUCAAAGCCAGUAUUUUUGGUGACCUCAAGUAAACCUUACACUUCUGGAUUUGCCAUUAAGUUCUGGCAGUGGAUGGAUUUGCCGUUGGAGUACACAGAGAAAGCACCUGUUAUGGAACAAAUGCUUAUAGAAAGAGUUCUUAUAGUUUUUGCAAAUUAUACAUAUGUUCAAGCUCUUAAUACUAGUCAAUGCGAUAUAAUGCAAUUGUGUCAUAAACUUAACUGUCAACCAAAUUUAAAUUUACGAAAACAAUUUACUUCUAUCAAAGUCAAGUACAUCGAUAACAAUGAAUUUCCAGAACUGAUAAGUUAUUGGUCUUCAUACAGUACAGACUCAAUGAAAGCAUUAAUAUCGAAAAUACAAGUUAUAAAAAUGGAUUCCAUAAUAUCUGAUUUAAUACACGGAAGUGUUUAGUUUUAUUGUAACAUUUUCAUAUUUUAUAUUGAACAUAUGAUUAUACUUGCAUUCUGUUACUUAAUGAUAGUUUGGUCUGCGAUUGUAAAUUAUUGAUAAGAUAAAAUGUGUUUUUAAAAACGGAUUAUCAAAAACUAUUAAUCAAUUUAUU